This is a messenger RNA of Petromyzon marinus (sea lamprey), 1730 nucleotides long. RefSeq names its product mitochondrial ribosomal protein S35 (gene MRPS35). Gene Ontology annotation, biological process: mitochondrial translation. Gene Ontology annotation, molecular function: structural constituent of ribosome. Lineage: Eukaryota; Metazoa; Chordata; Hyperoartia; Petromyzontiformes; Petromyzontidae. The record is from RefSeq and is a predicted model, not a curated record. Gene Ontology annotation, cellular component: mitochondrial small ribosomal subunit.
GCGAGGAGGCCCGAGGAUCCGGUUCCGGCGCAGUCGUGACAAUGGCGGCCUCCAUGCUGAGGCGUGCGGACCGCGCCUCGUGCAGGCUUCUCACACUUCGCCUCUAUCCUCCUCACGCCGACAUCUCCCUCCCCCUGCGGCUCCUCGCGCGGGGUCUCGCUGCCUCCUCCUCCUCCCCCUCCUCCUCGAGUACCGGCGGCGGCGGCGGCGGCAGCAGCAGCAAGAGGAAGUCGCCUUUUCGUAAAGGUGGGGAGGGAUCUUACAAAGGAGUACGCCAGCCAGAGAAAUGGAGGCUCAGGAUAGAGAAUUCUACGCUGCGGAGCGAGAGAAUGAAGCCAGACCAGGACUGGAGCAAUGUCUACGCCACGGCCGCCUCCUUCAAACCGGCCGCCGUGCCCCUGCCUCUCCGCAUGGGAUACCCGCUGCGGAACGCGGCUCCCCCGGACAAGUGGGGGAACCUGGAGCUCAUCAAAGUCGCCAAUUUUUUGCAUCUUACCCCACCGGCCAUCGAGAAACAUUGUGCCGCCCUGAAAGAGUUUUGCACGGAGUGGCCGGCCGGGCUCGACUCGGACGAGAAGUGUGAGGAGUACUUCCCCCUGGAGGUGCAGAGCACGGACUACGUGUCAGCAGGGCCCUCGCUACGCAACGCCAACGCCCGCAUCGUCAACCUCUCCGUCCGGCUGUCCAGCCUCAAGUUGGACGACCACGCGAGAAGGAAGCUCGUCAAGCUGGUGGGAGACCGUUACGACAAGGCGACCGACGUUCUCGCCAUCAGGACGGAGAGGUGUCCGGUUCGGAAACAGAACCACGACUACGCAAUGUAUCUUUUGACCAUCCUCUACUAUGAAUCUUGUAAAGUGGAGCCGUGGGAGGCCGAGAAGACGGACGCCGAUCAGGAGGAGUACGUGUGGGAGAAGAGCCCUUCCGAGCGCAACCUGGCCGAACUGCUGUCGCGAAUUCGGCAGUCGCGUGGCAAAGCGGAGGAGGAGGAGGAGGCGCCGAGCGACCCACGGCUCCCAAUGCCGAACGACGUGGAGAGCUACAGGAAGACGGUGACGGAGCUCAAGAACCUGGGCGACACGGAGGACAGGAUCGCGGCCUACAAGGAUUCCGUGAAGAGGCUCCUGCGGCUGAGGGCUCAGUAGUCGCGAGUGACGGUCUGUCGUCCGACAACGCGACAGCGUUUUGCGUUCCUGAAAGGAACGGCGCGUGAUUGGAAAGCAUCGCGUCGUGAUGAAUAAUAUACAUUGUAGGGUAAAGGCACGGGUCCGCGAGAACAUGUGGUACCUGAGGGCGCGUGGGUAGCAUCUAGAAGUAUCCAGCAGCAUCCCGCCUUGUGCGGUGCUACGCUGCUUACUCGUGCGACUUAGUUCUGUUCACUUCGCAUCCACGUUAUAAACGAUGUGUUCCCUGCUACAAUCAUCGCAUUAUAUAUCCCGAUUCGCGUUAUGAAUGCAGCGGCCUCUGGUCGCUGCAGGGGUCACGUAAACCCUUUGACGACGUGUACCAAUGGAAAACGUUUGAUUCUUACGCACGCGAUUCCAGUCCCGUGUAACGUGCGCUUGAUAGUUGAUAAGAACUGGCGGCAUCCUUGCUACAGCUCUGCUACGCGUACCACGUUGUGUACGUGAAUGGUUUAUUAUUUGUGCAAGAACGAUGCUUGCAAUUGCAAGGUAGAGAAUGCAUUUACGUUCGCUGGAGCGAUUAAACUUUUGACUGAAGACGUUUGA